Messenger RNA from Myripristis murdjan (pinecone soldierfish), 1838 nucleotides. It is a transcript of the gene htr3b, whose product is annotated as 5-hydroxytryptamine (serotonin) receptor 3B. The coding region runs from base 1 to 1338 and encodes 445 amino acids. Gene Ontology annotation, molecular function: extracellular ligand-gated monoatomic ion channel activity; transmembrane signaling receptor activity. The record is from RefSeq and is a predicted model, not a curated record. The transcript is spliced from 9 exons. NCBI's taxonomy places the organism in Eukaryota, Metazoa, Chordata, Actinopteri, Holocentriformes, Holocentridae. Gene Ontology annotation, biological process: monoatomic ion transmembrane transport. Gene Ontology annotation, cellular component: postsynaptic membrane.
AUGUCAGUCUAUUUAGUUGAAAGUUUGCCCGAGAAGCCCAAAAGGUCAGCUCUGAACCAGCUGACCAGAACCCUGCUGAGGAACUACGACCACGGGGUUCGACCCGUCCACAACUGGACCAGUCCCACCACGGUCUACAUCGACCUCAUACUGCAGUCCAUCCUCGACGUGGAUGGAAAGACCCAGAGCAUUACCACAAGCAUCUGGUACAGACAGAUCUGGACGGAUGAGUUCCUGGUUUGGGACCCAGAGGAGUUUGAUGGAAUCACUGAGAUCUCAUUGUCAUCUGAUGCCAUCUGGAUACCUGAUGUUAUCGUCAGUGAAUUCGUGGAUGAGGGGAAAUCCCCUCCAAUCCCUUACGUCUAUGUCAACUCCUCCGGCUCGGUGAAGAACUACAGGCCCAUCCAGGCGGUGUUGGCCUGCAACCUGGAGAUGUACGCCUUUCCGUUUGACAAGCAGAACUGCACCCUCACCUUCCGCAGCUGGCUUCACUCAGUGAAGGAAAUAGACCUGGCUCUGUGGAGGAAUGCUGACACCAUCGCUAAUGAUAAACGGGAGUUCAUGAACAACGGAGAAUGGGAGCUUCUCUCCAUCCCGUCCCACUACUGGCAGUACCACCAAGGCGAUACCGACUACGCUCACAUCCAGUUCAAUGUGCUGAUCCGGCGGCGCCCCCUGCUGUACGUGGUGGGUCUGCUCAUCCCCAGCAUCUUCCUCAUGCUGGUGGAUGUUUGCAGCUUCUAUCUGCCACUGAACAGCGGCACACGCAUCACCUUUAAGAUCAGCAUCCUGCUGGGCUACACCGUCUUCAGAGUCAACCUGAUGGACGAGCUGCCGGCCACCGCUGUCAAAACCCCACUCAUCGGUGUGUUCUUUGUGGUGUGCAUGGCCCUGCUGAUGCUCAGCCUGGCCAAGUCCAUCUUGGUGGUGAAGCUGUCGCACCACAGUGAGAAGGAGGUGAAGCAGAUGUCGCUGUCGGCCUGCCUGCUGGACAAGUACGGCUCCGUCGGCCGCAGCUUCACGGAGAGUGCUUUCACCUCCGUCAAAACCCUGGACGAUAUCAACCCGUCUGGAGGUUAUGAGCUGGAUCCGCUGCAGGAGGAUCUUGUGUCCCUGAACGAGGCGCAGUACGCUCCCUGCAGGCUGGAGUGGCUUCUCCGGGAGCUUGUGUCUCUUCGCCUAACCUUGUACCAGGAUGAGAGUGAAGACUCGGCCCAGGCUGAAUGGCUGGCCCUCUGCUCAAAGGUUGACCGCUUCCUCUUCCGGGUUUACCUGCUGGUUCUGGGGUUAUAUGCCUGUACCCUGCUGCUGCUCUGGACCAGCUGGAGCUUUGCCUGACCACAGAUUUGGCCCGAAAUGAAUAUACAAAAAUAAUGGUCUCGGUUUAAAACUGUGUUACACAACUUUGUACCAGUAUAACUGAAUUUUUGCAAGUUUAAAGGACUUUAUUAAGUAAUAUAGACAUAUUUUUCGGUUGCAUUCAGAGUAAGAACCUCUGAGUGCUCCAGUGGUACAAGUUCACAACUUUAUUGCUCAAUAGCUAAAGUUAUGUCAAUGAUGUUCAGUAUUGUUUGCCAGCUAUACAGCAUUGAACAUUAGCAACAGCAUGUUUACACUUCAAAUUUACAUGUUUCAAAAUAAAAGAAUCUUUGUGCACCUUUGAUUCAAAUGACUCAGUGCCAGCAUUACAGGGGUUCAGUCAGCUCAGUCAGACACACAAGCUUUCCAGCCGUGAUGUCUUGCAUUCAAAUCAAGCCUAGAGUCUUUGUCAUGUGUCGUCUUUCCUGUUCAUCUGGACUGUUAACUAUCAAAUAAAAAUGUUCCCAAAAAUUGUCAAA